CUAAAAAAAAACAAACAGUGAAAAUGACAUGAUUAACUUUGUUUAUUGAUUAUAACUUGAAUGACUAUCACAUGAUGAAUUUGCAUGACGCAACAUAUGCAAGUUAUGAAAAUAAAUUGUAAUAAGUUUACUUAACUUAUAUUUAGAGAUAUAUAUAUAUACCUCUGAAGUUGUUUAAUAUUGUUAUUAAUAUGAUUUACGCUUGUGCGAUAGCUUACUUUAAUUUUUUGUGUGUGACUACAGUAUUAACUGUUCCAUUGUCCUCUAACUCUGCUGAAGAUUGGGGUUAUGUCAAUAUUAGACAGGAUGCUUACACAUUUUGGUGGCUUUAUUCUGCAGAGGAUGUCGAAAAAAGUUUGUCAUUACCACUAGUGUUAUGGCUUCAGGGCGGACCUGGCGCAUCAUCGACUGGUUUCGGAAAUUUUAUGGAAAUUGGCCCGUUAGAUAGUAACUUAAAUCCAAGACAAAAUACUUGGGUUAAAAUAUCGAAUCUUUUGUUUGUUGAUAACCCUGUUGGUGCUGGAUUUAGUUAUGUUACAAAUCCUGAUGCAUAUACAAGAAAUGUAACUCAAAUAGCUGAAGAUCUUUACAUUUUUCUUAAGUAUUUUUUUAGCAAAAAACCUGAGUUUUCAACAGUUCCUUUUUACAUAACAUGUGAGUCAUAUGGUGGAAAAAUGACUUCAGCUUUUGGUGUUAGACUAUUAGAAGGUAUUAAAAACAAGGAUAUUAAUUGUAACUUUAAAGGUGUAGCAUUAGGCGAUUCUUGGAUUUCCCCUGUGGACUCAGUUAUGACUUGGGGACCAUAUUUAUAUCAGUACAAUUUACUAGAUGAAAAAGAUUUACAAACUGUCAUGGAUAUAUCAAAUAAAACAGCUCAAGCUGUGUUAGAUAAUAAUUUUAGUCUUGCGACAGAUUUAUGGUCAGAAACAGAAGAAGUCAUUUCCUCAUUAACUGAUAAUGUAAAUGUUUAUAAUGUUUUACAACAUAAUGCUCCAGAACUAUUAACUAAAUCUAAUUCAAAUAAAUUUUAUAAUCGAUAUUUUGCAGUUUACUAUCAAGAUAACUUGAGCGAUUUAAUGAAUGGAGCAAUACGAAAAAAGCUGCGUGUAAUUCCUGACUCAGUUACGUGGGGUGGUCAAUCAAAUGAUGUAUUUAAAUACCAAUCAGAAGAUUUUAUGAAACCUGUCAUAAAAGCUGUUGAUAUUUUAAUAUCAUCUGGAAUAAAAGUUGUAGUUUAUCAAGGACAGCUGGAUAUGAUUUGUGAUACACCAGGUGCUGAGUUAUGGAUCAAAAAACUACAAUGGAAUAAAUUAGAGUCUUUUUUAAAUCAGAAACGUAUACCAUUGUAUGUCAAAGAAAAAGGAUCAGACACUCAGGGUUUUUUGAAAAAGCUUGACAAUUUUAGUCUUUAUUAUAUUAUGAAUGCUGGUCACAUGGUUCCAACAGAUAAUAGUGAAAUGGCAUUAGAAAUGUUGCAGCAAAUUUUAAAUGAUGAUAAUUAAUACUGCGAUUUGUAUUAUAAUUUCAAUAUGUAAUUUGUAGCUGUUUAAUCACGAUCAUAUUUAAUUAAGUUA
This is a messenger RNA of Hydra vulgaris (swiftwater hydra), 1574 nucleotides long. Its product is annotated as retinoid-inducible serine carboxypeptidase. The record is from RefSeq and is a predicted model, not a curated record. NCBI's taxonomy places the organism in Eukaryota, Metazoa, Cnidaria, Hydrozoa, Anthoathecata, Hydridae. Gene Ontology annotation, molecular function: serine-type carboxypeptidase activity. Gene Ontology annotation, biological process: proteolysis.